Molecule: messenger RNA, 1152 nt
Organism: Charadrius vociferus (killdeer)
Lineage: Eukaryota; Metazoa; Chordata; Aves; Charadriiformes; Charadriidae
Gene: ACY1
Product: aminoacylase 1
Exons: 13
Coding region: 25-1152 (375 amino acids)
Biological process (GO): amino acid metabolic process
Cellular component (GO): cytoplasm
Molecular function (GO): aminoacylase activity
Source: RefSeq, a predicted model, not a curated record
UGCAGCCCCGGUCCCCAGCCUGACAUGGCACCCGGGAAGCCCGGGAAGAGCACGGGGGCUUCAGAGGACCCCUCGGUUACGCUUUUCCGGGAGUACCUGAGGAUCGACACUGUCCACCCCAAACCUGACUAUGAUGCGGCCGUCCGGUUUCUGGAGCGCAUCGGCACCGACCUGGGCUUGGCUUGCCAGAAAGUGGAGGUUUGCCAAGGCUGCGUGGUGCUGAUCCUGACGUGGCAGGGCACGAACCCCCGCCUGCGCUCCGUCCUCCUCAACUCCCACACCGACGUCGUGCCUGUCUUCGAGGUGCUGGGAUGGGGCAAGGGGUACAUCUACGCCCGGGGUGCCCAGGACAUGAAGUGCGUCUCCAUCCAGUACCUCGAGGCCAUCCGGAGGCUGAAGGCAGAGGGAAAGUGUUUUGCCCGCACCAUCCACCUCACCUUUGUGCCUGACGAGGAGAUGGGUGGACACAAGGGCAUGGAGAUGUUCGUGCAGCGCCCCGAGUUCAGAGCGCUCAACGUGGGCUUUGCCCUGGACGAGGGCCUGGCCAGCCCAUCCGACACCUUCAGUGUCUUCUACGGUGAAAAGAGCCCGUGGUGGAUAAAGGUGAAGUGCGUGGGCAGCCCCGGGCACGGGUCCCGCUUCAUCAGCAACACGGCGGCCGAGAAGUUGCACAAAGUCAUCAACUCCUUCCUGGCCUUCAGGGAGAGCGAGAAGCAGAGGCUCAAGUCCGACUCAAGCCUGACCCUAGGGGAUGUCACCUCACUUAACCUGACCAUGCUGGAGGGGGGCGUCUCCUUCAACGUGGUGCCGUCCGAGAUGGCGGCCGGCUUCGACAUCCGCAUCCCACCCACCGUGGACCUGAAGGCCUUUGAGGAGCAGGGUGCUGCGUGGUGCCGGGGUGCCGGGGACGGUGUCACCUAUGAGUUUAUCCAGAAAUACAUGGACCAACACGUCACCUCCACCGAGGAGUCGGACCCGUGGUGGAAAGCCUUCACUGCUCCAUUACAAAAGGUUGGGGGUAAGCUGGAUCCCCCCCUCCUCCUGUCCUCCUUUUCAGGUGAAGCUGCUGCAGCCCUUUGGGGGGGCUGCGGGAGGGCUGUGGCUAACGAGGCUGUCCCCGUGCUGGGCUGGGAGCAGGGAUGGGGCCGGUGA